Olea europaea var. sylvestris is the source of this 2118-nucleotide messenger RNA. RefSeq names its product protein PHOSPHATE STARVATION RESPONSE 1-like. Gene Ontology annotation, molecular function: DNA-binding transcription factor activity; DNA binding. The record is from RefSeq and is a predicted model, not a curated record. The transcript is spliced from 8 exons. The coding region runs from base 333 to 1784 and encodes 483 amino acids. NCBI's taxonomy places the organism in Eukaryota, Viridiplantae, Streptophyta, Magnoliopsida, Lamiales, Oleaceae.
AAAAAGCGCUUGGGCGUUUUGUCCGAGGAGUGAUAGAAGCCAAAGCCAAACAAACAACAGGCAAGGAAAAGAAGCACGCGCACCGUACAAUUCCCACUCGCCGCCGCCAGUGACGGGCCGCCGGACCACGCACUUGCUUCUAUACAUAUACGUGUAUCUCCAUGCACUGUCAUCUUUGCGGCGUGUUGAAGAAUUUUUAAUAUCAUAAAUUGUCGAAUGGAGCUGUUUGAUUCGCAAUUGGUGAUUCAUUGGCCAUUUUAGGUGUUCUAGGUGAGAAGAGAAAUUAAGCUAGUUCUCAGUUAAAAUUUCUAUCAUUUACCCACAAGGCAAAUAUGGAAGCACGCCCAGCUUUAUCUAUUCAAAGAUCGGGUGCAAGACAACUUGGUAACUGUGGAGGAUCAGGGACUUUACCUGUUAAUCCGACAUCUUUUGAAGAGAAAUAUCCAAAGUUAUGGGACUCCCAGCAGGUUUGCACAGAGAGGGAACUCAUGCAACAUCCUCCAGCAGUCCUUUCACCUUUGUCUUCUAACAGUGGGGUUGUUGGUCAUAUAUUUUCUUCGUCCUCAGGAUUUUCUAGUGAUCUUCAUUUUUCAUCCGCCCCAAAGCAAGAAAAUCAUCUACGACAAGCCCCUUUCAUUUCUCAAUCGUCAAAUAGUGGGACAUCAAUAAAUUUACCAAAUUCUUGUGAUUCUGGAAUUCUUCAAUCCACAGCAUCAAGCCAAUAUACCAAAGAAAAUAACAGCUCUUCUUGGUGUCCAGAUUCACUGCCUGAUUUUCUUGAUUAUUCAUUUAGUACCUCAAUCCAGAAUAGUCAACUAGAUAGUAUUAACAGUGGUGAUGUUGGCAUUUCAUCUGAGGAUCUUAGCAAAAGAAAUGAUUGGCAGGAAUGGGCUGACCAGCUUAUUACUGAUAAUGAUCCUUUGACCUCUGAUUGGAAUGAGCUUCUUGCUGAUGCAAAUGUUGAACCGAAGAUGCAGCAUCAGAUGUCCGAACAACCAGUAAAUUUUUCAUUGCAGCAGUCCCAAAUACCCCACCAGCCUCCAGAUACACCCGGAGAAACUAACACAGCUGUUGCUCAAUCAUCCUCAGCAAAUGUGGCUCCAGUAAAACAACGCAUGCGUUGGACUCCAGAACUUCAUGAAGCCUUUGUUGAAGCAGUCAACAAACUUGGUGGGAGUGAAAGAUCUACUCCCAAGGGUGUUCUGAAGCUAAUGAAAGUUGAUGGUUUGACAAUUUAUCAUGUGAAAAGCCACCUGCAGAAGUACAGAACAGCUAGAUACAAGCCAGAGACAACAGAAGAAUCUUCAGAUAAAAAACUACCUUCUGUAGAAGAAUUGUCAUCAUUGGACUUGAAAACGGGAAUCGAGAUUACUGAAGCAUUGCGGUUGCAAAUGGAAGUGCAAAAGCGUCUACACGAACAGCUUGAGAUUCAAAGAAAUCUGCAACUUCGAAUAGAAGAACAAGGGAAAUACCUCCAAAUGAUGUUUGAGAAACAAUGCAAGUCCGGUGCUGACUUGGUCAAGGGGACUGCAUCGACUAUAGAGAACUCUAUCGAAGAGUUGACGGGUGCUGCACAAAAUUCUCCUGCCAAAGAUGAUUCGGGAUUACAGGCAGGUAUCAGCAAAACAGGUGGUGACCAAUCUAACUUAACCAUAGCAUCUGGAGAAAAUUCUCUAGUUAUAGGAGAGAAGUUUAAAGAACUGGAGACUCAAGUUCUUGAAAAUUCUGAGGCAACUAUUGAUGGCACGUCACCAUCCUCAAAGCGCACUAAAGUGCACGAAUAGGCCAAUGUUCAUCUUGUAAUACUUCGUAUGACUAUCAUUUGAUAGAUGUUCAAUUAGUCUUUGAGACAGAGACAAGACCCCAUCUAGUCCAUCCGGCUUUUGAGAUUGGAUUUGUUUCUUUCUUAUGUUUUAGGGAACGAGCAAACUUGUGACUCCGAUUGUCAUUUUCUGGGGGUCUUUAGAUUGUUGUCUUUGAGAUAAGCAUGGACAUAAUUAGGAAGUUUGGGGUGAAAAUGACGGCAACACUAUUGUGUACCAUGAUAUCUGUACACAUCUAUGCUUCGUACAAUUUUUCUCACCCAUGAUUUAAUAAUAUGGGUUGUUUGAACAUGAA